GGAGCAAAAGCCAGCAAGCGGAACUGCACAGCCUCUGUGACUUUGGGCCGCUAUGCUCACGUGUCACAGCCAAAGCCUGCACGAAAAUGCGGUAUUCUUUCCAAGCAACAUUGAGCGUCUCCUCUAAACCCAAUAGUUUAUUCGCCUGCUCAUUAUUUUGUGCUGCACAACCCAGUGUUUUGGUAUCAUUGUUUUUGUGUUUUCCUUCCCAUCAUGUUUUCUGAGAAUGUUUACACAUUCUCACUCCACCCCUCUUCAUCAUCAUCUUCUUGUAGCAGACCGUCGCCCUGUGGACCCGCCACCGAUCAUCCAGCUUCACGUGAAUGACCCAACCACAGCAACCAACAACCGGGCGUUCCUGCACAAUCCGUACUACUUCAUGUACGCCACUCUGAUGGACGAGCAUGGCGUACGGGAGCUGAACACACUGAGCGACAAGAAGGCGCGGACGAUGACUGGCUCGGUGGUGGCAUCGCUGGCCCACCUGAAAGACAUUGACGGCACAGAUGGCGCUUUCUUUGUUUUUCCCGAUUUAUCCGUGCGCUGCGAGGGGGCGUACCGCCUAAAGUUCUCGCUCUUUGAGAUUGUUGGGAACCAGGUGUUUUUCUGCCAAUCCAUUACAUCCGCUGUGUUUACGGUGUACUCGGCAAAGAAAUUCCCAGGCAUGGAGGAAUCGACACCCCUGACAAAAAUCUUUGCUGAGCAAGGUCUCAAGAUCCGCGUUCGGAAGGAACAAAAGUCUGCCCGCGCAAAACAGUCUCGGUCGCGCCAGCCGCCUAUUAAUCCGGCUUUGCCGUCGAGUGAAUCAUCUCAACCGUCGAUCCCGCAACACCACCACCACAACCAGCAACAGCACCAGCAGCACUGGGCUUCGGCCGAUCACCACCCGACCCACUCUGCCCAUCACCACCACCACUACCAGCAACAGCAGCAGGCUCCACCCCUCCGCCAUCAUCCACACCACCCCCACUCGGGCAGUGUAGAAAAUGGAUCGCCACCGUAUCCACUCCCCCAUGCAGCCAGCACCGGCAGCUCCCACUCUUCGGCCCCACCCCAGGUGUAACCAUUCAAGGGCCCACGCCGUCGAUGUCCACUAGCGCUGCCAAUCUGCCGCCAAUGCCACACGCACAGUACCCCCCUCCUCCCCCUGGCAGCUACCACCGGUCCUAUCUGCCACCCGGCGCUGACAAUGGCUACAUGCCUCCAUCUCAGCAGCCACUGCCUGUUC
Molecule: messenger RNA, 1228 nt
Organism: Linderina pennispora
Lineage: Eukaryota; Fungi; Kickxellomycota; Kickxellomycetes; Kickxellales; Kickxellaceae
Exons: 2
Coding region: 227-1063 (278 amino acids)
Source: RefSeq, a predicted model, not a curated record